Molecule: messenger RNA, 852 nt
Organism: Zeugodacus cucurbitae (melon fly)
Lineage: Eukaryota; Metazoa; Arthropoda; Insecta; Diptera; Tephritidae
Product: PITH domain-containing protein GA19395
Exons: 5
Coding region: 105-743 (212 amino acids)
Cellular component (GO): nucleus
Source: RefSeq, a predicted model, not a curated record
GAUUACGCUAUUGUGAAUGGACAUUUCCUUCAAGAAGCACAAUUUAUUUAUAAGAAAAAGUGAUUAGUAAUUUUUGAAAAUAUUAAAACUUGUUUAAAAUAAAAAUGCCACACGGGCACUCACACAACCAUGGGCAGGAUUGUGGUCAUGAAGCAACUGAUGUCGAUCAUGCUUUGGAAAUGGGAAUCGAAUAUUCACUGUUCAAAAAAAUUGAUCUGGACAAUUUGGAAUGCCUGAAUGAAGAGCUUGAAGGUAGUGGAAAGAAGGUGUUUAAGGCUUAUGAAAAUCGGUUGAAUCAUACGGAUUUCGUUCAAAGUGAUGCAGAUGAAGAGUUACUCUUUAACAUACCAUUUACCGGCAAUAUAAAAUUAAAAGGCAUUAUUAUUGUAGGAGCUAACGACAAUACACAUCCCAAUAAAGUGAGACUUUUUAAAAAUCGCCCGAAGAUGAACUUCGAUGAUGCAAGGUCCAAGGCGGAUCAAGAAUUUGAAUUGACAAGAGAUCCGUGUGGAGAAAUUGAAUAUUCACCAAAGGUGGUCACUUUCUCGUCGGUGCAUCAUUUAUCAUUACAUUUUCCUUCCAAUUUCGGCGACGAUGCAACACGAAUUUAUUAUAUUGGUCUGCGGGGUGAGUUCAGUGAGUCACAUUACCAUGGUGUGACAAUUUGCACCUAUGAAGCUCGUCCAAAUGUAAGCGACCACAAAAAUGAGAGCUACGAUGCCGUUAAUCGCACAAUACAGUGAUAAAAGUUUUUGAAUUGAGAACAUGAAACUGUAAAACUAAAUUAUUUAUUGUGAUUUUGAUACAAAUGAAAUUUAAAAGAAAAUGUUAAACAUUGCAAACAAUUAAAAA